Messenger RNA from Protopolystoma xenopodis, 729 nucleotides. The record is from the annotation of a GenBank genome assembly. Lineage: Eukaryota; Metazoa; Platyhelminthes; Monogenea; Polystomatidea; Polystomatidae.
UUGUCAGAAAAGAGCAAAGUCCAUUCUGCUCUUGUUAGUGCUGGAAAAGAUUCUGCUACUUCACGAAUUUCCCAGUCAAAUGUAGUUUCGACUUCUGCAGUAACUACUAGCGCCGCAUCGCAGUCUUACACGGCCCUCCAAACGCCAGUAUAUUCUAACGAUCUCGGACUUGAUUCUGGAUCCAGAGUUGGUAGUUCAAAUAUUGUCAGCCCCUUAGCCCCCAGUGUGCCACCACGCAUAGGCGUCGGAGCUCCUUCAUCUCCACAAGGUGCUACAUCGGCCCAAUCUACUGUCCUGACAACUCAAUCGCUUCUUGCUAAUUCGGGUGGAAUUGCCGGUGGAGGAUCUGCCUCUGCCGUCACAAUUACAACAGGCCGUGCUUCAAUGGGCAUGGGGCCUCCGAUUUCAGGAAUAGGUGUUAACACUGCAUCUUCUUAUAACAACAGCACAACGACUAUUUCAGCUUCGUUAUGCAGCACCCCAGGAAUUGUUUAUUCUACGGCCGGUAGCGGCACUAUCUGGCCACCUGGAGUAAGUAUUUCGGUGCCGGCUCCAGUGGCGCGAGCGGACCAGCUGGCUGCAGCCUGGAUCUGCCCUGACGCUUUGAUUACCGUAAGCCCUAACAGACCUGAAGUGAACUCACUCAUUCAGCUGCUUGGAGCUUGGCUAUUUGAGGCAGCAAUGGCAGGCGUAAAUCAGGAAGUGGACACACAAGUAGGUUUUACCUAA